Pelobates fuscus (common spadefoot toad) is the source of this 3139-nucleotide messenger RNA. Its product is annotated as von Willebrand factor C domain-containing protein 2-like. The transcript is spliced from 3 exons. Lineage: Eukaryota; Metazoa; Chordata; Amphibia; Anura; Pelobatidae. Bases 322 to 996 code for a protein of 224 amino acids. The record is from RefSeq and is a predicted model, not a curated record. Gene Ontology annotation, biological process: negative regulation of BMP signaling pathway. Gene Ontology annotation, cellular component: AMPA glutamate receptor complex. Gene Ontology annotation, molecular function: protein binding.
GGCUGAGGCAGACAGUUUUCCUGCCUGGGAUCUGCAAGUAAGCCUCUGCCAGAGAGUAGACAAAAAAAGAAUUACAAGGAACAUCUUUAGAUACUUGGCAGCUGUUAGAAAGUAGCAGAACUGAGUAGACGUUUCCUCUCUCGUGAAAGGGCCGGGAUUUUAUAUAGAUAUUUAUUUUGUUAUUUCCAAUGGCUACGGGUCAGAAGAAUUCUACAAAGAAGACCCAUGACUUAAAAACAAAUUAGAAUAGUUCAUUAAGUUCAUCACUGGACACUUUAGUAGAAGCAGAGAUUUUGCCUUUUUGUUUAAUUUUGUUUUGCCAUGGGUUUUAUCGGCCACUUAUUCCCAGGAUUACCCAGAUUAGAGAUGGGCUGUUCUGCCUACUUGCUGGUCGUGCUUUUCGUGGGUGAGUUCUGCCAUUCUCUCGCUGCCCAUGUGAGCACCUGCGAAGCCAAUGGCAGCAUCUACUACGUCGGAGAGUGGUACUUCCUGGACUCCGAUCACUGCACUCAGUGCGAGUGUACUGCCGAGGGGCCCGCCUGUGCCAGGACAGAGUGUACAUCCCUACCACCAGCCUGCAUGCACGUCAGCCACUACCCCACCGACUGCUGCCCUCGGUGCGAAAAGAUUGGCUGCGAAUACAGAGGAGAGGUCUACGAGCUGGGUGAACAAUUCCAGCCGUCAGAGUGUGAGCAGUGUACGUGUGACCUGGAUGGAAUUGCACGUUGCCUGGUAGCCGACUGCGCGCCUCCUCCCUGCGUCAACCCUGUGUACGAGAAGGGAGAGUGUUGUCCCCGCUGUAAAGACGGUCCAAACUGCUACUCCGAUUCCUCCCAGAGUCGGAUCAUCCCUGCUGGUCAAUAUAUUUGGGUGGAUUCAUGCACCAAAUGUCGGUGUCACGAUGGACAAGAUGUUGGUUACUGGGAAGGAAACCGUCUGGCAAAGUGUGAGAAAGCCAAGAACUGCAGCCCAGAAGAAGGACGAGAAAACUCUUAGAGUAUGGAAUUCACAGCCCAUACAUGGCCGGAUCUGCAGCCCCCAACCCUAGAGCUCUGAGCAUAGAAGCUAUUGAUAUAGUGGGUUGUAUGGAUCUUCCUGUUUGGUUUAAUCAUUGUUCCUUACCCCUCUAUAUUCCUGUAGGACACUUAGAGUAUUCCAUAAAUUUGGUAGCAUUAAACGAGAUCCCAGAUUAAGCUGUAGCACAGACAACAGCCUUCCCUUAAUAGCCUAAUGCAUCAUUCUUCAAAGCAUCGGGUCAGCAGAGUCCAUCACCAGUCAGAUGGUCUGAGGUUGGAAUCUUCUCUAGUUUUGAUAGAAAUGUAUAUUAUGAACCGGUGUGUCUGUUACAAAGUGUAAAGAAGGGUUACUGCAUGUCACACCAGGAUUUGCAGUUACCUAGAUCUCCUGUUUUAGAGGGGCAAUGGCAAAAGUGUGCUAAAUUAUAACUCUAAGUAAUGGAGGCGUUCUGGCAGUUAAAGUUCUGCUGUUUAUCUCCCAUUCUGCAGUUCCACAUUUGGCCACUUGGAAAAAGUAGUCCUUUAAAUGUUUUAAUGCUCCCUACCCUCCUGCCAUGUACAUUAUAUAAAGAUUGUUUUUAUAAUUCUAGAGUUCUAUAUUUAUUAAGUUAGUCAUGGACCCUGCUCGUCCUCAACAAAAAUAUAAUGACAACAGGCUCUUUUGGGGCAUAUGCUGUAAAUAAAAGUUGGCUCUUUUUUUUUUUAUUUAAAUGCAUUAGAAAAAGCAAUCUCGUUUUAUAGAUCAGUAUUCAUUUUAUUAUUAACGUUACAAUGAAAAAAACUCUCCAAUUAUCUACAGUAAUAGUACAUAGACAAGAUCCUGGUGAGAAAUUACUUAAAGAUUGAGCUCUUGGACAUCCUUUAGAACCAGUUUUAAGGAAAUCUGAACUGUAGCUCUGUGCUUGUUUCUCGACCCAUAAAACAAAACUAGUAAAGGAACAGCCCAUAGCUGCCAAGUGGCCCGAUUUGGUCAGGGCAGUCACUAUCCAGUUUAAUAUCAAUAUCUAGAUUACUCCACUUAAUCAGUCAAUGUUGUUGACGCGUGCUAUUGCAUUAAAAGUUACAUAGAUUUGAUUGUGAAUCAUAGCUUUUUAAAGGAUCAUUUAGAUCAGUGUGUGCAUGGUACCUGAGAUGUUGGUCUGGCUGAGUGCUAUGGAACAGUACUUCACAAACACUUCAAGGUGCCAAAAUUGGUCAUCAUCGUUUUGUAUUAUUUAGUAGAUUUGUACACAGCGGGAUUGUUCGGUUUGAACAAAUUUUUUUCACAAAAUUUAAAAUUUGGUUCAGGAGAUCCAACACUCGUGAAUCAGGGAAAUAUUCUGACAAAAAGGCCAAAAAAAUGGGCCAAUCAGUGUACUGCAAAAUAUAGACAUAAUAUAAAUAUUACUGAUAGGAGCAUUUUCCCAGCGUUUGGUUCACACAUCAAGCAAGAAAAAGUCAUCAUUAGAGGAUAUAUUUAAAGGAAAUAGCGGAGGAUAUAUCAUUCGAAAUCUAAAGAUAUUUAUAUAUUAGAUAUAGAAUACACAAGUAUAUACACAUUUUGUUUUGCUCCUUUUCCCCUCUAUUGGUUACUUCUCACUUGAUCUUUUAGCAGCUGUAGCCAUUAAUUAUCUUUUUUGGCGCCUCUGCUGGCACUCAGAAUGCCGAAUAAUAAAACCAAACGUUUGCUCAAUUACAAAUUUGGGUGGUGCUUUGAGAUAAAGAAUUCAGUCAAAAAGCUGAAUUUAUCCAAAUGCACAAGUCUACUACUUGGAGUUGGUACAAUUAUAGCUUUAACCAGAGAGGUUUGUUACCAGAGAGCAGAACACACUGAGGAAGAUUCUCAGAACACUUCUCCAAAAGUGGGGCAUUCACCUUGUAAACCAACGAAAUCACCAGAUAUACUUCUCAAAGUUGGCCGUGUUUUAGAAUGUCACAACACUUGGAUACAUCUUCCUACCGUGAGACAAGUAACUAUUCUGUAGAUAACCAUGCCUUAACCCUUAAAAAGCCAGAGUGGAGAGGACUUGAUUAAAGAAACAAACGCUGGUGGUAGAACCUCAGGAUGUGUCUUCAAAUAGAGGAAGAAAAUAUUAACAGAGUUUGUAUUAAGUAACAAAUCCAAUAAAACAAUAUAUAUUGUA